AUGGCCGCGCUUAACAACCUCGACAUUCCUGCGGCCAACGCUGCGGGCGGCACAGCCGAUCAGCAUCCGCCUAAGAGUCCCAUUUCAGACGAAGACCGAGCUCGACUGGAACGCAGCCUCGGACAUCGUCCUGAUCGUCACGAACUGGAGGAGAAGAACAUCCUCAAGCCUGGCAACCUGGCACCUUCGCUUCAAUCCGCCCGUGAUGAACUGCAAAAGUCGCAGCUCGCCGACAAGCUCGAAGGUCGACUCGAGCGUCGCCCUGAGAUCGAUGACCUGGUCUCUCGCGGCAUCCUCAAGGAUCAGUCGGUCGCACCUUCGCUUCAGGCAAAGCGGGACGAACUGCAGAAGCACCAGCUUACCGACAAGCUCGAAGGCAGAUUGGAGAGGAGGCCAGAGAAGGACGAUCUCGUCAAUCGGGGUAUCCUCAAGGAUCAGUCGGUCGCUCCCGCUCUGCAGGGAAAGAAGGAGGAACUGGAAAGAGCUCGACUUGGAAAUCAGCUGCAGAAGGAUCUCGAGUCGAGGCCCGACGUGGAUGCUCUCAAACGCAAGGGGAUCCUCCCUCACCAGGAAGAGCAGUGA
Messenger RNA from Kalmanozyma brasiliensis GHG001, 582 nucleotides. RefSeq names its product RPEL repeat. NCBI's taxonomy places the organism in Eukaryota, Fungi, Basidiomycota, Ustilaginomycetes, Ustilaginales. Bases 1 to 582 code for a protein of 193 amino acids. The transcript has 2 exons. The record is from RefSeq and is a predicted model, not a curated record.